AUGAAAAUUUCUGAGACGGACAUCCUGCUUAUCCCCGGCUACGGCAAACCUCUUCCGGGGCACUGGAUCCUGCGCUGGAGCGACAAGAUGCCGACCGCCCGUGUCGUCAAGCAGGCGGAACUCCACGCUCCCGAAAAAAACGAGUGGCUGGAAACCCUUGUCAAAGAAAUCGAAGCCGCCGAGCGCCCCGUCGUUCUGGUGGCCCAUUCUCUGGGCUGCAUCCUGGUUGCUCACGGAACGCACGUGCUCAAGGACAAGGUCAAGGGGGCCUAUCUCGUGGCACCUUCAGACUGGGACCGCGACGGACUGGUCAAGGAAUUCGACGGCGGUGACUUCAAGCCUGUCCCGCGCGAACCGCUGCCCUUCCCUGCCCACGUCGUUGCCAGCAGGAACGAUCCCUAUUGUGACCAUGAGCGUGCUCAGGAACUGGCAACCGCAUGGGGCGCGACCUUUCAGGACGCCGGCGAAGCAGGUCACAUCAAUCUGGAAAGCGGCCACGGCCCCUGGCCAGAAGGCAUGAUGUCCUUCGCACAUUUCAUGAAGCGUCUGGGCUGA
This is a messenger RNA of Effrenium voratum, 555 nucleotides long. NCBI's taxonomy places the organism in Eukaryota, Dinophyceae, Suessiales, Symbiodiniaceae. The record is from the annotation of a GenBank genome assembly.